GGGUCAGCGACGGCGGCCGGGAGGCGGAAGUGGAGGUUGUUGUGGCUCCGAAAGCUGUGCGAGGGCUGUUGCUGCUGCUGCUGCUGCUGCUGCUGCUGCUGCUAAGGCGGCGGCGGCGGCGGCGCUGAGGCGGUGGCGGAGCUGCCAGCUCCGGGCGGCUCGGCUUCUCGGCUCGCCCCCCAGCCUCACCUGAGCCCGCCGGGGCCCGCGCCGGCCAGCGCCUGCCCUAUGAGUGUGUCACUGGUUGUCAUCCGACUGGAGCUCGCGGAACACUCGCCGGUCCCAGCCGAUUUCGGCUUCAGUGCCGCCGCUGGGGAAAUGUCUGAUGAAGAGAUCAAAAAGAAGACACUCGCUUCAGCUGUAGCCUGUUUAGAAGGGAAGUCAGCAGGGGAGAAAGCAGCAAUCAUCCAUCAGCACCUUGGCCGUCGGGAAAUGACAGAUGUGAUCAUUGAGACCAUGAAGGCUAACUCAGAUGAACUAAAAGAUACAAUGGAAGAAAAGUCUUCAGAAGCGUCCUCCACUGUGCAGAGAAGUAGAGAUCAGAGUAAGGAAUGCAUAAACGCAGCUCCUGAGUCUCCAUCCAAACAGCUUCCAGACCAGAUUUCAUUCUUCAGUGGAAACCCUUCAGUUGAAAUAGUUCAUGGUAUUAUGCACCUAUACAAGACAAACAAGAUGACCUCCUUAAAAGAAGACGUGAGGCGCAGCGCCAUGCUGUGCAUCCUCACAGUCCCUGCUACGAUGACCAGCCACGACCUUAUGAAGUUUGUCGCCCCAUUUAAUGAAGUAAUUGAACAAAUGAAAAUCAUCAGAGACUCUACUCCAAAUCAGUAUAUGGUGCUGAUAAAGUUUAGUGCACAGGCUGACGCAGACAGUUUUUAUAUAGCAUGCAAUGGCCGCCAGUUCAACUCCAUUGAAGAUGACGUUUGCCAGUUGGUCUACGUGGAAAGGGCUGAAGUGCUGAAGUCUGAAGAUGGUGCCAGCCUUCCUGUGAUGGACCUGACUGAGCUCCCCAAGUGCACAGUGUGUCUGGAGCGCAUGGACGAGUCUGUGAAUGGCAUCCUCACCACACUAUGCAACCACAGCUUCCACAGCCAGUGUCUGCAGCGCUGGGACGACACAACGUGUCCAGUUUGCCGGUAUUGUCAAACGCCAGAGCCAGUAGAAGAAAAUAAGUGUUUUGAGUGUGGCGUUCAGGAAAACCUUUGGAUUUGCUUAAUCUGUGGCCACAUAGGCUGUGGACGAUACGUAAGUCGGCAUGCGUACAAGCACUUUGAGGAAACGCAGCACACAUACGCCAUGCAGCUCACCAACCAUCGAGUCUGGGACUAUGCUGGAGAUAAUUAUGUCCAUCGACUGGUUGCAAGUAAAACAGAUGGAAAAAUAGUACAAUAUGAAUGUGAGGGUGACACUUGCCAGGAAGAGAAAAUAGAUGCCUUACAGUUAGAGUAUUCAUAUUUACUAACAAGCCAGCUGGAAUCUCAGCGGAUCUACUGGGAAAACAAGAUUGUUCGGAUAGAGAAGGACACUGCAGAGGAAAUUAACAACAUGAAGACCAAGUUUAAAGAAACAAUUGAGAAGUGCGAUAGUCUGGAGCACAAGCUAAACGAUCUUCUCAAGGAAAAGCAGUCUGUGGAAAGGAAGUGCACCCAGCUAAACACAAAAGUGGCCAAACUCACCACUGAGCUCCAGGAGGAGCAGGAAAUGAACAAGUGUUUGCGGGCCAACCAGGCCCUCCUGCAGAACAAGCUGAAGGAGGAGGAGAGGUUGUUGAAGGAGACCUGCGACCAGAAGGACCUGCAGAUCACUGAGAUCCAGGAGCAGCUGCGCGACGUCAUGUUUUACCUGGAGACGCAGCAGCAGAUCAGCCACCUGCCUGCUGAGACCCGGCAGGAAAUCCAGGAGGGACAGAUCAACAUCGCCAUGGCCUCGGCCUCCGGCCCUUCGUCAGGGGGCACUGGGAAGUUGCCUUCCAGGAAGGGCCGCAGUAAGAGGGGCAAGUGACCCUGAGAGAAGCACAUGUCCCUGAGACUGUCCCUGACUGCAGGGUGUGCUGGGACCUUUGCUAAGUGGGAGGGUGGGCCUAAUAAGUAUGAGAGAGAAUAAGCCGCAUCGUUUGCUCUUUCAUUCUCUAGCUGUGGUGUGAUGAGUGCAGAUGUUGGUGGCAGUGGCUUCAAAGGUGGUGAGAGUUCACUUACUUUUGACGUUCAAAUGACCAUUAUGCCUUCCUGCUUGGUAGAUGCCCCAGCCCCGCUGUGCACUGUUGCGUUGUAUUUAUUGAGUUGGAGCAUAUGACCUUCAGUUUGGGGAAAUUUUAUUGUGACUUAAAGGUAAUAUUACCUAGCACUAAAGCACUGAAUCUCUAGGGGUCAUAGCAGCUGGUUCCCAUUGGCUACUGAGGAGCUAGGAAAAUUCUCUAGCAUUAGUCUCACAUCACUGCCAUCCUUCCCUUCCUCUGGGGAGUCAAAGAAUUGUUUGAAUGUUUAGAAGAGAUGCAGGGUCAUAAGCCAGGCGCUGGCUGGUCCCCGGCAGCCAUCCCGACUUGCUGUAGGGCUAGCCAGGAAAAACAAACAACCCAGGGGAAAUUGAGUAGACCCAGUAUAGGAAAAAUGGUGGCAGUUCUACUUUGUUUAUUUUGGUGACUCCACAUGUCAUUAGGCACCUCAAAUUAAAGAGGCUCAGUGGUUCUCCAAGACACAAAUCUCCAAGUGUAUUUCCUAGCAUCUAGCAAGAAUAAUUGAGGAGGUUUGCCAUCCACGGGAAAAUGCAGAGGGAGGCCUCUGACUGCCUAAUUGUGUAUUUUGCUGGGAUCAGUAUUUUCAGAAUGUUUACAAAAGAUCAGGCUGCAUGUUCAGGUUGCGGAUGGAGCAAGCUUGGGCAGAUUUUCAAUUAUGCUUUCAAGAUACAACCAAAGGCCUUCUCAAUCCAAAAAAUUGGAAUUUCAACAGAGCCCCUUUCAAACAGUCAUGUAAUGUGUGUUGUGGGCCAACAGGAGGGUUGUGUACUUUCUCUAGAGCCAGAAACAUCAAAUAAUUCAUGACCUACAGUAAUUGAGCAAAAUUGAAGUGAAACCCAUGUUGGAAUUUAGCUUCUAGACAAGGUAGCUGGAUAGGUUAACAAGGCAUACUGUCAAAUGAUGGGUUUUGUCUUCUGCUGUAUAAUUCGCCAAAGGUUUUAAAGGAUCACAUUUCAGAACUGGCUUUUUAGACUGUGAUUGGGCCUCAUCCCGUUUGACCUAAAUGUCUUAUAUAUUACUUGUUAACAGUCAACUAUAUUGCUAAUCACCAUCCAGUUUUGUGGAAUGUGCUGCAGCAUUUCCCUAACCUUACCUGUGGUUUUGCAAAAUGAAUGUACUUAGACAUUCUUCAUUUUUACUAAGGGCAGACCAACACUCUUAAGUAUUUCUUGGACUUAAAUAUACAGAUAUCCUAAAGCAAGAGUGGGAAUGUAAAACAUAACCUAAUUCUCUUUCCUAUAGAGAUUCUAUUUUAUUUAAAAUCUAUUUUUACACUAGUUAGAAUCCUGCUGUUUUGGCCAAGUACUCGUCUUGCAUGUCUGACCUUGCAGAAGUCGUGGUGGAUGGGGUGGAUCGGGGUGGAUCUCAGCAUACUGAUUACGAGAAUUGGAAAUAGUUUACGGCGCGAGGGAGCUCUUCCUUUCAUUAUGAUCGUCUCCAUCAAGCAGCCCUGCCACUACCUGGGAGGGCAGAGAUUGUCAGCACAGGUGGGACAAAUGCUCUGGAAGGCCUUGCCCAGGGGAAUGAGCAAAUAGGCAAAGGUUUCCAAACUAUUUGAGGUUUAAAAAAAAAAAAAAAAGUUCCAGGGGAAAAAAGCAAGAUAUGUAAAUAAAAUGUUAUUUUAAAAGGUCAAAGAGUUAUGUUUGAAUUUGACAAAAUGACAUAAGAUUGAAGCUGCUAGUGUUUUCUUGAAGAUGGAAAUGAAUCAUUUACACAUACUACCUUGAACAAUUAGAUUGCAUUAAAAUAAU
Messenger RNA from Castor canadensis (American beaver), 3984 nucleotides. RefSeq names its product BRCA1 associated protein (gene Brap). Gene Ontology annotation, biological process: protein ubiquitination; Ras protein signal transduction. The record is from RefSeq and is a predicted model, not a curated record. Lineage: Eukaryota; Metazoa; Chordata; Mammalia; Rodentia; Castoridae. Gene Ontology annotation, molecular function: zinc ion binding; ubiquitin protein ligase activity; nucleic acid binding. Gene Ontology annotation, cellular component: cytoplasm.